Molecule: messenger RNA, 1052 nt
Organism: Zingiber officinale
Lineage: Eukaryota; Viridiplantae; Streptophyta; Magnoliopsida; Zingiberales; Zingiberaceae
Exons: 5
Coding region: 61-888 (275 amino acids)
Source: RefSeq, a predicted model, not a curated record
UAGGAUCAACCUGUGACGUGUCCGAUUCGUUUUAGAACUCUCUCUCUCUGUACUUCGGCAAUGGCGGAAGACGGAAGAACCGCUGCCUCCGAAUCCGAUCCCCAUCUGGGAAUGCGAACCGCGGAUAGUAUUGACUCUGUGAGGCCCCAGACACCAGAUAUUUCUGGCUUCAAGAUGCCUUCUACCCUCGUGUCGCCUGGAAUGGUUCCUAUAUUGAAUCCAGAGUACAAUGAACUUGGUGUAGGAAUUUAUGCUAUUCAGUGUCUUCCAUCUAUGAGUCCAAUGCCUGGCUUUUCUCCUGCAACUCUAAUCCCAUUGAAGUAUAACAUACCUACGAGGCCAAGUUUUGGAGGAAUUAGUAAUGAGCAUGGGCAGGAAGUGAGGCAACAACGUGGACCUCAAAGACAACCUGUAGUAAGGCGAUUGCAAUUUGCAUUUCAACUUGACUUGGGUCUAAUCAUCAAGUUGGCAGCGAUGGUUUUUCUUUUUAGCCAAGAUGGGUCACCACAGAAGCUUUUGCUUCUUAUUUUCUUUGCGACAUUUGUGUACCUGUAUCAAACUGGAGCACUUGCUCCUUUCAUACGAUGGCUUCAGCAAGCAGCGGCUCCCCCUCGACCACAUGCUCCUCCACCGCAGCAGAAUGUUCCUCCUCUUGAUCAUGAUGGUCAGCAUAAUUCUCAACCACCAGGUGCAGGCGAACACAACAACAUCGACCAGCCGAAUCAGGACCAACCUCCCCAAAACCUGGAAGAAGUUGAUGGGAACCAGAAUCAUCCACAGCCAGAACGAGCUGGAAACAAUUUUUGGCGAGUGGUGAAAGAGAUCCAGAUGUUUGUCGUCGGGUUCUUGGCUUCUCUCCUUCCAGGUUACCAUCCCAACAAUGAUUAAGUUUCCUCCAUUAUCAUCCCACUCCAAACAAAAUGGUUUAAAAUGUGGUUAGAUUCUUGAUCAGCUUAUUGUAACUUGAGGUUCUUGUUUCUUAUAUUAAAAUGGAUUCCUGUCAUGUAAUAUAGUAUGGUAAAAGGAGACAAUUUGUGGUGCGUUUCGAUCGA